Molecule: messenger RNA, 1059 nt
Organism: Malania oleifera
Lineage: Eukaryota; Viridiplantae; Streptophyta; Magnoliopsida; Santalales; Ximeniaceae
Product: ubiquitin-conjugating enzyme E2 7
Exons: 6
Coding region: 310-816 (168 amino acids)
Biological process (GO): protein polyubiquitination; ubiquitin-dependent protein catabolic process
Molecular function (GO): ubiquitin conjugating enzyme activity
Source: RefSeq, a predicted model, not a curated record
GGUUAUCGACUCUCUCUCUCUCUCUCUCUCUCUCUCUCUGUGACUUCACACAGCCUUUUCCACAGAGAGAGAUUGCUUCGAGACAAUGGAACAAUGUCGGCUUAUAAUAGGGCGUUGGAGGAUAUAGAUGAUGGCUCUCACUCUCUCUCCUCUUCUCUUUCCCUCCCUCUACUUUCGGCGCCCUAAUAAAACCUCCAUCCCUCCCUCUUUCUUUCCUAUCAUCUCUCUCUCUCUCUCUCUCUCUCUCUUUCUCUCGCUCGCGCGCUCCUUCUCUCUAUACAGUUCGUUUCUCCAACAGGUUUCCUUCCUAUGGCUUCUUCAUCCCAAGCCACCCUCCUCCUCCAAAAGCAGCUAAAGGAUCUCUGUAAAAAUCCCGUGGAUGGCUUCUCGGCGGGUUUGCUUGACGAGAACAAUCUGUUCGAAUGGAGCGUCACGAUUAUUGGUCCUCCUGAUACUCUAUAUGAUGGGGGUUUCUUCAAUGCCAUCAUGACCUUUCCGCCCAAUUAUCCAAACAGCCCACCAACAGUGAAGUUUACCUCGGAGAUGUGGCAUCCUAAUGUUUACCCUGAUGGGAAGGUUUGCAUAUCAAUUCUUCACCCCCCUGGCGAGGAUCCCAAUGGCUAUGAGCUUGCUAGCGAACGCUGGAACCCUGUACACACGGUUGAAAGCAUUGUUUUGAGCAUCAUAUCUAUGCUUUCAAGCCCUAAUGAUGAGUCCCCGGCAAAUGUUGAAGCAGCGAAAGAAUGGAGAGACAGUAGGGAUGAGUUCAAGAAGAAAGUAAGCCGUUGUGUAAGAAAGUCCCAGGAAAUGUUAUGACCCAUCCACCAAUGCGUUGCCUUCGCCGAUUGCAGCAGUUGCUCCAACACCAACACCUGCUCCAUCCACCGAUCCAUCCAUCUAGAGUGCAAUACAUUGCUUCAUGUAGAAUUUUAUGCAAGUUCAUACUCUCCUCAAUCUGUCAUUUAGCUCUUCCUUCUUGCACAUCUUUUGAGCAAUUUCAGAACUUCUUCAAAAGAGAAUCAAAUGAUUUAUAAGUAUGGAUAACUUGUUUGUGGAUUA